Messenger RNA from Bactrocera neohumeralis, 556 nucleotides. RefSeq names its product acyl-coenzyme A thioesterase 13-like. Lineage: Eukaryota; Metazoa; Arthropoda; Insecta; Diptera; Tephritidae. The record is from RefSeq and is a predicted model, not a curated record. The coding region runs from base 56 to 487 and encodes 143 amino acids. Gene Ontology annotation, molecular function: fatty acyl-CoA hydrolase activity. The transcript is spliced from 2 exons.
AUAACCGAGAAGGAGUCCAGUAAAGUUCAAGUAAAUAAAUACAAAUAUUGUAGAAAUGGGGACACCCAAAAAAGGUGUCGAUUUUAUAAAAGCUAUAUCGAGCAUAAUAUCUAAAUCAACCGGGUUCGAAAGCACUUUGAAAAAGGUUCAAAUAAUCGACGGAGCUGACGGUAAAUGCACUGCGGAAUUCAAGGUAGCUCCUGAACAUCUCAAUCGUGGUGGAACUUUACAUGGCGGCUUCACAGCUACAAUCGUGGAUAUGGUGACCACGUACGCUUUAAUGUCAAAGCCUUGUAAUCCCGGUGUAUCAGUUGAUUUACAUGUCACUUACUUAAAAGCUGCUAAAGAAGGAGACACAAUACUAGUUUCUGCAAAUACAAUAAGAGCGGGCAAAAAACUAGCUUUUAUUGAAUGCGUUUUAAUGCAGAAAAGUGACGGAGCCAUUGUAGCCAAAGGAGGUCAAACGAAAUUUGUGGAAUCUCUGUAGUACUAAUACUUAACUAAAACUUUUGGAGUCGCUGGAUGGUUAAAUAAAAGUCACUAAUUUUUAGUAUAA